AGGCGGCAUGUCUUCCUGUUGCUGAUCCAGUGAGCUGCGAACCUGAGUGUGUUGGAUGGCGCCUUCACGAGCCAUUCUCGGUUUCAACUAUCAGCCACGUCUCGACAACCCGCUGCUUCAGCUCUCUGGCGCUGCAGCUCAGCAGGAGUUGUCGGAAGCUGCAUCCGAACGGAUUCGAAGCUCAUCGCGCCAUAGGCGAACAUGGUCGAGUGAGUUGGACUUGCUUACAGAGUUGAUGGCGAACGAGACGACGGCCAACGAGUCCUCUCAAGACUCGUCCUUCCAAGCUGAAGAGCCAAGGAACCGACCGGCAGCUCGCCCGCCUCGCGCUCGUUUGUUGGAAGCCGUCUUCUACUGCCGGCAGUAUGUGCUGAUGAAGUGGCUCAUCGAGGCCCUCAGCAUCGGCUCCUUGUCGGAAUCGCUCUUCCUUGUUUUACUUUCGGUUGCUGCAAGUGUGAUGCUGAGCGUAUGGCCUGACGAGACUGGGUCCUCGUUGAGCUCAUGGUUCAACAGUGCGCUUGUUGUUAAGAUUUUUCGAUGCUUGUCUCAUGUUAACGAAGAGGGUCGUACCGUAAUGACAGUUUGUCUCUUUCUCUUCUCCAUCUGCUCAGUUGUUUUGAUGAACCAGAAGUUUUCGUUUGUGUUCAAUUACAUCGUGGUCUUCAUUGAGAUGGCUGUUCUUGUGCAAGCAGGCAAUUUU
Molecule: messenger RNA, 700 nt
Organism: Guillardia theta CCMP2712
Lineage: Eukaryota; Cryptophyceae; Pyrenomonadales; Geminigeraceae
Exons: 12
Source: RefSeq, a predicted model, not a curated record